Molecule: messenger RNA, 1359 nt
Organism: Saccharomyces kudriavzevii IFO 1802
Lineage: Eukaryota; Fungi; Ascomycota; Saccharomycetes; Saccharomycetales; Saccharomycetaceae
Gene: GPA2
Product: guanine nucleotide-binding protein subunit alpha
Exons: 1
Coding region: 1-1359 (452 amino acids)
Biological process (GO): adenylate cyclase-activating G protein-coupled receptor signaling pathway
Cellular component (GO): heterotrimeric G-protein complex
Molecular function (GO): G protein-coupled receptor binding; G-protein beta/gamma-subunit complex binding; GTP binding
Source: RefSeq, a predicted model, not a curated record
AUGGGUCUCUGCGCAUCUUCAGAAAAGAACGGCAACAGUUCUGAUACGCCGGCCACCAGCGCUCGCAGUGGCAGCGCUGGCAGAGCAAAGGUAUCAUCCCAGCAGCAGCCGCAAGGGCAUCCGCAGAGUACUGCAAGGACCGCCAGCACAGUCAGUCAGCAACAGGAGCAACAGGAGCAGCAGCAGCAACACCGGCCGCCCGUGCAUGAUGCUAAGAACAACAGUAUCAGCAUCAACAACGCGAUAUCUCCUACGGCUACGGCAAACACCAGCGGAUCACAGCAGAUCAACAUCGACUCGGCCCUAAGGGACCGGUCGACGAAUGGACCGGCCCAGCCGACGGUGUCGGAUGCGUCAAGUGGCAGCAACGGCAAGGAAUUCAAAGUACUGUUAUUGGGUGCCGGUGAGAGCGGUAAGUCCACCGUAUUGCAGCAGUUGAAGAUUUUGCACCAGAACGGAUUUACCGAGCAGGAAAUUAAAGAGUACAUUCCCCUGAUCUACCAGAACUUGUUGGAGAUAGGGAGAAGCAUCAUCCAAGCAAGAACAAAGUUCAGCGUCAACUUGGAGCCGGACUGCGAUCUGACACAGCAGGACCUGGCCAAAGUUCUGUCCUACGAAGUGCCCAAUAACUACACGCGUCAAUUCCCGACGGAUAUCGCGGCCGUGAUAUCCAAACUAUGGGCCUUGCCCUCCACACAGACUCUGAUCGACGGCCCCAAUGCAUCGAAGUUCUAUUUGAUGGAUUCCACCCCUUACUUCAUGGAAAACUUCACCAGGGUCACUUCGCCCAAUUACAGGCCCACCCAGCAGGACAUACUGAGGUCAGGACAGAUGACGUCGGGGAUCUUCGACACCGUCAUCGACAUGGGCUCGGACAUCAAGAUGCAUAUCUACGACGUGGGCGGCCAGCGUUCGGAAAGAAAGAAAUGGAUCCACUGCUUCGAUAACGUCACGUUGGUCAUCUUUUGCGUUUCCCUGUCGGAGUACGACCAGGCGUUGAUGGAGGACAAAAACCAGAACCGGUUCCAGGAAUCACUGGUACUCUUCGACAAUAUCGUCAACAGCAGAUGGUUCGCCCGCACAUCGGUCGUACUCUUCCUGAAUAAAAUCGAUCUGUUUGCUGAAAAACUAGGUAAGGUGCCCAUGCAAAAUUACUUCCCGGACUACACGGGCGGGUCCGACAUCAAUAAGGCCGCCAAGUACAUUCUUUGGAGAUUUGUUCAGUUGAACAGGGCAAAUCUAAGCAUAUAUCCUCACGUAACCCAAGCCACAGAUACUUCGAACAUCAAAUUGGUAUUUGCCGCCAUCAAGGAAACUAUCCUAGAAAACACUUUGAAAGACUCUGGAGUACUGCAAUAA